This is a messenger RNA of Formica exsecta, 1644 nucleotides long. It is a transcript of the gene BBS4, whose product is annotated as Bardet-Biedl syndrome 4 protein homolog. Gene Ontology annotation, molecular function: protein binding. The transcript has 11 exons. The record is from RefSeq and is a predicted model, not a curated record. Lineage: Eukaryota; Metazoa; Arthropoda; Insecta; Hymenoptera; Formicidae. Gene Ontology annotation, biological process: cilium assembly; protein localization to cilium. Bases 177 to 1535 code for a protein of 452 amino acids. Gene Ontology annotation, cellular component: ciliary basal body.
AGCAAUAGUAAUAUUUUUAUUAUAUACAAUACAUGAUGUAUAAAUGUGGAAAAUGUGGCUUAAACAAAAUGAAGAUUCCUCGUUUAAAUACAAGUCGGAAAUUUUUUCAUACUUAUGGUUUUUGAGAAAAUUAGCUUUGAAGGUCCGUCUAUGUUAAAUUAUUGCAAGAGGAAAUAAUGGCAAAUGAAUGGCUCAGCAACGGUCGUUUACAGGAAAAUACUGUUGUACAACGGACGAGAAACGACAGAGGCAAAAGAGCUCCGGAUAUAGCAGCUAUAGAGAAUCGCAAUUGGCUAUUACAUCGACAUUAUACGAGACACGAGUACAGUGCUUGCAAGCUACUAAUCGAACAAGAACUAAUGAAAUCGGAUGGUCACGAAUACGCCAGUUAUUUGAAGGGUUUAAUUCUCAGAAAAGAAGGCAAAAUUCAAGAUUCACUAGAUUGUUUUCAAACCGCGUACAAUGUGAAUUCGACUAAUGUCGAUAACGUUAAACAGAUAGCGAAUUCUUUAUUAAUAAUGGGAAGUCAUAGGCGUGCGAUAGAAGCAUACACGGAAGCUGAAAAGAUAUCCGCUGUACCGGAUUGGGAAAUAUAUUAUGGUCUUGGCGAGGCUUACGUGAAAUUGAAUCAAUUACAAGAGGGUAAGAAGCAUUUCAAGAAAUCAACCGAAUUAACGAAAAGUGAGUUGCCCAAUCUUGCCCUCGCAAGACUUUAUCUCCUAGAUGAUAUGAUUCCAGAAGCCAGAAAUGCUUAUACGGCAGCUUUGAACGCAAAUCCCGAAAGUAUCGAUGCAGCGACAGAAUUGGGCCUUUUGUAUCUCAAAAUUGGAGAUAUGCAACGAGCAUUUCAGCAAUUUGGAGCGGCAUUAGCUUAUUCGCCUAAUUGCGUUAAGGCGAUUUUGCCCAUGGCUUACAUAAUGCAGAAUCAUCGAGAUUACGAUGUGGCUUUAUCGAAGUAUAAAGUAGCAGCACAAAUCAUUCCGGAAUCUUCGGCGCUUUGGAAUAAUAUCGGAAUGUGUCUUUAUGCAAAACAAAAAUACGUUGCUGCUAUUAGCUCGCUGAAACGAGCACAUUACUUAAGUCCGAUGUCCUGUGUCCCGUCGUGUAAUCUCGGAAUCGUUUUUCUCACCACUGGACAGCCUGCAUCCGCCGCGAUUUACCUAUGCGCUGCGGUCAGCGCCGAACCAAAAAAUCCUACACCAUACUUGUUAUUAGGUCUGACUCUGAAACGUUUGGAUGAUCUGGAAGGUGCCGAGAAAUCCUUGACGAAAGCUCACGCUCUAGCUCCUCAGGAUCCACUGAUAUUGAUUAAUUAUGCCGUGGUUCUCGACGCUCGUGGUAAACAAACUAAUGCUACUGAAAUCUUGACAGCUCUCAACGAUAUUAUGGCUGUUGUUGACGUUGAUACGCAGAUAUCGCAAAUGGCGAAAAAGUUAUCAAAGAAAUUGCAACGUGAAAAGACGAAAUUAAAUACUAAUCAAGAACUGCCAGCUGAAGAGAGUGAAGAGCGACAAUUGAGCGCUGAUGAAGUUUAAAAAGUACAUUUUUCUCUCUCACUCUCUCUCUCUACAGACUUAGAGGAUAUCCAUAUUAUAUCUAUAUAAAUUUUGGAAAAAAUCUAACAAAAUAAUAUUUGUUGAGACA